AAACACCGAACCACUGUCAUUCGUCUAUGAUCGUCAUCACUGGAUCCUAAACCAAGUCCAGCCCAGGGUAACGUGCCACCUCAGCCACCGAGUACGGGUACAGUUUCUUUUUUUUCCUGCUUUGCACAUCUUUUUUUCCUCUUGCUGUCAAGAUACCCUUCUUUUUCCUGGACCUGAACCCUCCAUAUCCUAUCGAUUCGGCAGAAGAGUCGAAAAGAACCGACACUUGCCAGUCAGAAGCAUCAUUACUCGUCUUGAUGCCACCACGGGUUUCCCUAAUUUGCUGAGAUACUGUCUGUCUUACUUGACUAAGGAACCCGGUCCAUCUUGGUUACAGGUCACCUAUCCCCGGCCCCCCGGUCACCCGUCCCGCCUCAGCUCAGCUCGGAGGUUGGAGCCCUCUCAUUCUUCCACUUGUCAUCUUUCAAAAAUCCCGCCAACUUUUUUUGAACCCUUUCCCCCCGGCAAGCCAUGCGGUGGAGUCAUCACACUCCGCCGCAUCGUCUACAACAACUUUCACGCUGGAUUCCUUCGCCCAACACGUAGCGUCCUUGUUUUCCCGAAACCAACAAAUACACCACCAACACCAACACAACGCUACCUCUCCUUGUACUGGUUGGUCUUCGGCAUACGACUGCUUGACCGGCGCGCGCGAGACUAGAAAAGAUAGCCACAUCCACUCUUCCUUCUGGCCUCUGCGCUUCUACGACCUGCAACGCAUCCUCUCGGGCGCCAUCUCGCUGCCCGCCCUGCCUCCCUUCCCCUACGACAAUAUGCCUACGCGUAGCAGUAUUCCGGCGACGCCUCGGAUCAUCUCGCCCAGCCCGACACCCUCGGAACGCGAUGCGCUAGACUCAUACACGGGGCCCAUGACCAGGGCUGCGAGGAGACGGCUGGCCACACCGUUACCUGUUAGUGAAGAGGGCAACGAGGAGGAUGGCGUGCCCGCUCUACGGAAAGCGCGCACAAGAAGCAGAAGCCCGGUAGAGACGCGCCCAACGGCCGGCCGGCGGACAUCCAAAAAGCGGACCACCAAGACCGCCGAUGCGAAAACGACCUCCACAGACUCGACAGCAGCCGCGCCCAAGGGAGACAUGGCCGUGUCCGAAAAGCAGGAGAAGGAGGUAUCGAACGGCCACCUGCUGCCACCACAACCGGCAGGCUAUACAGGCUGGGGCUGGAAAGACAUUAGUCGCAGUCCGAGCCCGCUUGGCCUGAUCCCAAUCCACAGGCACUGGAAGGCCUUUAUACACAAGCACGAGGUACCGAGGAAAGCGCUCCACGUGUCCAUCGGCUUCUUUGUCGUAUGGCUCUACCUGUCGGGAACGCAGACACUGUCGGUGUGCCCUUACCUCAUGGCUGCCCUAAUACCCAUCGCGGCCGUGGACGUUCUCCGGCACCACAACGCGGCCUUUAACCGGCUCUACGUCAAGGUGCUGGGGGCGCUGAUGCGUGAGAGCGAGUUUACGGGUUACAAUGGCGUCAUUUUCUACCUGCUCGGAGCCUGGAUCGUCCUGGGCUUCUUCCCCAAGGAUGUCGGUGUCGUGGGUACUCUGCUGCUUAGCUGGUGUGACACUGCGGCAAGUACGUUUGGACGGCUGUACGGCCGUUACACACCCCGUAUUCGAAGCGGCAAGUCGCUUGCCGGGUCCUUGGCUGCAUUUCUGGUCGGUGUGGGCACCUCUGCCUUUUUCUGGGGCUGGCUGGUGCCUACCAAGGGCCCCAUGCCCGGCGACGAGCUCUUCAUGUUCACGGGCACCCUUCGCCUGCCCCAGCUCCUGUCGGAAGCGGUCGGGCUUACCCCGGCUCAGGCGACAAUCUCGGGUGGUCUUGCUCUGGGCAUCAUGAGCCUCUGGUCUGGCUUUGUCGCUGCGGCGAGCGAGGUGGCUAACGUCUGCGGACUGGAUGACAACCUCACGAUCCCCGUCCUGAGCGGUCUCGGCAUCUGGGGGUUCCUGAAGAUUUUUGGCUAAACGAGGGAGGAUUUGGCACAAGCUUGAUUGACAAUACCUGAUACAUCUACUUUGGCUUGACUGUGGUCAACGAUGCAUAUCACCGGCGUUCUGGGGCGGCAAGGGGUUAAAAGGAGUCCGAUUGUUCAACGUUUGAAUGGGCGGCUGAUGUCGGUGCUAUGACACUUUUGUAAUGGAUGGAUUCUGCGGCAAGACCGGGCAAAGGCCUAUAGUCAGGUCUAGAGAUACACACUCAUACCCAGCUGCACCUGUAUAUCUCACCACUUUUUGUAUAUAUCCUAUCACCUACGGCUGCAGCUAUCCUACAUCGUCUCGUGUCGGGAGCAUCUAGCCAUCAACUUUGAAAAGCCAUCAAGGGCAUAUCCCCGUUCGUUCUGCAUCUUUAAACAGAACUCGGAGAACAAGGUGCUGAUCCGAUAAUGAACCAUGCCGUCUCCUUCAG
Messenger RNA from Neurospora crassa OR74A, 2415 nucleotides. RefSeq names its product phosphatidate cytidylyltransferase. Gene Ontology annotation, molecular function: ATP-dependent diacylglycerol kinase activity. Bases 774 to 1973 code for a protein of 399 amino acids. The record is from RefSeq and is a predicted model, not a curated record. Lineage: Eukaryota; Fungi; Ascomycota; Sordariomycetes; Sordariales; Sordariaceae. The transcript has a single exon. Gene Ontology annotation, biological process: phosphatidic acid biosynthetic process. Gene Ontology annotation, cellular component: endoplasmic reticulum membrane.